AUGGACGGUGGGGAGUUAGUUCCAACAGCUCUCUCUCAGGGAGAGUCCUACCACGUCUUCUGCACUUACAGCAGCACUGACUACCAAUGGACACACACUCUCAUACAGCAGCUGGAGCAAAGUGGUCUGAGAGUGUGUGACCAUGAGAGAGACUUCACUGCCGGACGUCCCAUCCUUAACAACAUGUCUGAGAGCAUCCAGAAGAGCCAGAAGGUGCUGCUGGUCCUGAGUGCAGAGUUUGUGCGAAGCCGCUGGUGUCUGCUGGAGGCCAACAUGUCCAUGUUCAGAGACUGUCUCCAGAGGAAGCCCAUAGUGCCAUUGCUGCUGCAGAGGGACCUGCCCAUUCCCCUGCCCCUGGCCCACCUCACCUACCUGGACGUCCACCAGCCCGACUUCAGACAGCAACUGAUGCGAGUCCUGUGUACGCCCAACCAGGAGAUGCAGGGCUCCACUGUAGUGCCCUACCAGCCUCCCUCCUUCUAUAAUGGAAAAAGCCUGGAGCCUUUGCCUGCAGUUAAUGAAGAGCAGUUGAAUCGAGAUCAUUUCAAAUCCUUUGACUGUGGGGAGUGGAGUGAGAGUGUACCUGAGCAACUUCGUCUGAUUAUUCAGCAACCAGAGGUCUACCAACAGGCUAUACAGAUAAUCAACACAAAUGAGAAACAUCGUAUUAUGCGUGAGCUUCAGAAGGCCGUGGGUCAGGCCAACAGUCUCCUGUAUGAGCAGAACGUCCUGAUCGGGGCUCAGUCCAACUCUAAACUGCUCCUGGUGUAUGUGAGUGUGGAGAGAUGCAGACAGGAGCUGAGUGGACACGACCAGGACCAAGAGGUUUUUUAUAAAGCCAUUCAGAAAUACUCCUGUGACUACACAUGCCGCCUCUCGAAUGCUCUCCUUCCCUUUGAAACCACCUCCACUGACGGUCACCUUGAGGGAGGCGUGUGCUUCUGUGAGUUUGUCAUGAACCAGAUGUUGUUGGGAAAAACCAGGUUUUGUUGUUGCUGCAUGAGUGUGUUCUCUGCAUUUUCACUCUGGUAA
Molecule: messenger RNA, 1032 nt
Organism: Knipowitschia caucasica
Lineage: Eukaryota; Metazoa; Chordata; Actinopteri; Gobiiformes; Gobiidae
Source: the annotation of a GenBank genome assembly